AUAUCUAUCAUGAUCAAAACAGAUACAUGUAUGACACUGUAGUAGAUUAUCCACUCUUGAUUUGAAUGAUGUUGCUAUAUAUGUGGAUCGCAGAUGAUAUCGUGCCGUUUACGGCUCAUCUUCUUCCCACAUAUACAGCUUGUGAUACAAAUCAGCCUCUCUCAAAGCAUCAGACAAGUGAAAAUGGAAGCCUCCUACCUUUUUCUACAACUUUCUUCCUUCUUAUAAUUGCAUACGUGAAGCUAGCUUCUCUUUCUGUAUCUUUUCUUUUCAAUCAAAUGGAGAGCCAUGAGAUAUUUCUCCCAGCAGGAUCAUCAUUAGGACCAUCCACUUAUUCUUCAUCAUUACAGAUGCAAAUGGCAAAUCCUGGAACCCAAUUCAGUGGUAAAGAUGGAAGUUGGAUAAGUUCAGAAAAGAGUACAAGUCAUCAUCAGAGUGGAAGCUCAAGCAGUACAAGUGAAAAGUUCGAAGGGGAUAAUGAAAAUAAGGAGAUUAUAAGGCAUAGAUAUGCAUUUCAGACAAGGAGUCAGAUUGACAUACUUGAUGAUGGGUAUCGAUGGAGAAAAUAUGGGCAGAAGACAGUAAAGAAUAGCAAGUUCCCAAGUUACUACAAGUGCACCCAUAGUGGAUGCAACGUGAAGAAGCAAGUCCAACGCAAUUCUAAUAAUGAAGAGAUUGUAGUGACAACUUACGAAGGAAUGCAUACUCAUCCAACUGAGAUAUGUAGUGAUAAUUUUGAAGAAAUAAUCCUCAGGCAGAUGCAAACAUAUAAGCUUCUUUCUGAUACCCACGCAGGAAUUACAAAUCGUGAAUAAAUUAAUAAUCUUCUAAGAAACAUGUACUUUUCUUAAUUUUCUUUUUGCAUGGAUGCAUGGGGAGAAUCCUGUGCCAUUGAAGAUUCAUGUUAGGUUUUACUGGUUCACUAUGGAUUGAAAUUCAGUUGCUUAUCUUAGUAAUUUUCA
This is a messenger RNA of Manihot esculenta (cassava), 962 nucleotides long. RefSeq names its product probable WRKY transcription factor 56. The transcript has 2 exons. The record is from RefSeq and is a predicted model, not a curated record. NCBI's taxonomy places the organism in Eukaryota, Viridiplantae, Streptophyta, Magnoliopsida, Malpighiales, Euphorbiaceae. Bases 66 to 815 code for a protein of 249 amino acids. Gene Ontology annotation, biological process: regulation of DNA-templated transcription. Gene Ontology annotation, molecular function: sequence-specific DNA binding; DNA-binding transcription factor activity.